Manduca sexta (tobacco hornworm) is the source of this 641-nucleotide messenger RNA. RefSeq lists its product as uncharacterized. The record is from RefSeq and is a predicted model, not a curated record. Gene Ontology annotation, molecular function: protein binding. The coding region runs from base 62 to 382 and encodes 106 amino acids. Lineage: Eukaryota; Metazoa; Arthropoda; Insecta; Lepidoptera; Sphingidae. The transcript is spliced from 4 exons.
UUAUCAAAGUAAACAAUUCCUUGUAAUGUCGGGCUAGAUUACAUUCGCUCGUUGUUUUCGCAUGUUGUGCGUUAUGAUAUUUAGAAAAGUAUUUACUAGUUUAAUUAUUUUAGGUCUUGCUGCGGAAGUUUGGUCACAUGUUGAGAUAGAGGCUGAAGAUUACUUCUUUCCCUUAGAGCCAGUAAUCAAUUUCUGCAAAAUGGCGGAUCAGUGUCAACACGACUUCGUUCCUAUUUGCGGACAGGACUCGCUCGGAAUCACUCGAAUGUUCAAUGACAAUUGCGAUUUAUACGAAUAUAAUUGCGACGAGAAGAAACAAUACCGUCACGUCAAAAUGGAUGUCUGCAAAUACGAAGCAGCAGCGGCCGAGAGAACAAUAUAACUAUAAAUUAACUAUGUUUCUUUAUGUAUUACAUUCAAUGCCUGUCCUUUUGGGAUAUUUGUUGUAUAAUUUUAAGAUAAAUAAAGUUUUUUUUCGGCACUAUAUAAUAAUUAGUAAAAAAAAGAGUAAUUCAAAAUAUACGUAUACAUAAUUUUACACGAAAAUAUUCGAUAACAAUCUAUAGAUGCAAAUGAAUACAUAUUUUGUUUUAAAAUAGGCGGCAAACAAGCAAUUUGAGCAAUUAUACGUAGUCUACUAA